CCUUGAUUAAAACCCUUCAAAAGAGAGCAAUUUGAUCAGGAUUAAGAUCAUGGCUUUUAGUCAGGGAAGUGCACAAGGAGGAGGAUUCAUCUUGCUUCUUUUCACUGCCUCUUUGUUGGUACUCAUGAGUGAGGCCGAAACCAUUGUGGUUGGAGGGUCAAAAGGUUGGAGUUUCGGCUUCAACUACACUGAUUGGGCUAUCAAAAACAGUCCCUUUUACAUAAACGAUAAACUAGUGUUCAAAUAUGCAGCACCAAGCAACACUUCCUCCCACAAUGUAUACCUACUGCCAAACCUGUGGAGCUAUAUAAACUGUGACUUCAGGAAGGCAAGGAUUGUGGCAGACGCAAAACAGGGGAGUGGGAAGGGGUUUGAGUUUGUGCUGAAACAGUGGAGGCCAUACUACUUUGCAUGUGCUGUGAACAAUGGCGUUCACUGCAGCCAAGGCCAAAUGAAGUUCUUUGCUAUUCCAUGGCCGCGCCCCCAUUAUUAAUCUGUCUUCACAGAAAUCACAGAGCUGGCUAGGGCCAGGGAAGACGCAGUGCUGCUUAAGUAGGGUUUGCUCAUUUGGAGACCAUCUCUAUGCAAUGGUUGUAUUAAUAUUGCUGUUUUUACUGUUAUUAUUAUUAUGAGGGUUUAUAGCAAAAAGUAUGAGGUGAA
Molecule: messenger RNA, 660 nt
Organism: Juglans regia (Persian walnut)
Lineage: Eukaryota; Viridiplantae; Streptophyta; Magnoliopsida; Fagales; Juglandaceae
Product: blue copper protein 1b-like
Exons: 2
Coding region: 50-493 (147 amino acids)
Molecular function (GO): electron transfer activity
Source: RefSeq, a predicted model, not a curated record